Molecule: messenger RNA, 1074 nt
Organism: Diaporthe batatas
Lineage: Eukaryota; Fungi; Ascomycota; Sordariomycetes; Diaporthales; Diaporthaceae
Exons: 2
Coding region: 1-951 (316 amino acids)
Source: RefSeq, a predicted model, not a curated record
AUGGAUUCGCUGCCAUUCCGUCCGGACAGAAACGGUAACGAACCACAAAACACGAAGACCAAAUUCCGUAAAACGAAUAUAGAUGCUCUCGAAGAGCCUCACCGCAAUGUCAUAGUAUCCACCGUCUCGAAGAUUCUUUCCACGGAAAUAGCCAAGACCACAUACACCCAGAUUGUUGAUGGUCUCCCCCUUCCAGAAGUUUUAAGAGACGUCUAUGGCGAUCUCAUCAGCCCCGAUCACCCAGUUCACCAGCACGCGCAGCUCAAACACGGUGCACUCAACACUGUAUGUCGGCUCCAUGACGAGUUCGAUCCAAACAUCCUCCAGUUCGAUGUCCCGGAUGAUUUUCACGGCAACUUAUGGUGGCAAUUCAACCGUGACGGGGCGCCUGUCACGCUUUUCCGUCAUCCCUGGUACCGCGACCAUAUGCAGUACCCUCACGGCGCUGCAGACGUGGUGGGAUAUUGGGCCGAGAAUAGGGUGCUUGGAGGGGUAGUCCUCUUCGACCGUAAGACGGAGAUGACGGAAAGCAGUGCCGGCACUGCUGGGUCGGACGCAGUAUACAUCCACCCCGACCGUCAAGAGGUCACAUACCGGAUCUGCCUUCUGACCGAUGCGCAGAAGAAGGUCCUGCUCGACUUCUUGCUGGAUGUGCCCGGCACUGGUCGCUCAGGGCCUGUCAAGGAAACAGAUGCCUGUCCGCUGCCAAUUCUUCCAGACGAGACUAAUGUACAACGUGUCGACCCAGAGGAGCCUAUACGGUAUACUGGCGUCUAUCGCGACCAGUGGGAGAGGAGAAUGCCUCCGCCAGAAUGGUUGGGUGAUGGGAGAGGCUCAUGUGUUUAUAAUCCGCUCGACUUCCCGACCAAAACAGACCAACGCGAUGCAAUGGCGCGUUUCAGGAGCAAGGGUGACAGGCGUGGUAAUGAUGAUGAUGAUGAUGAUGAGUGACACCCCGGGAUAUACCUAGGUAUUAUCUGAGAUAGUAAAAGUCAUGUCCCCAGUCCAGAUAAUGGACGAGGUACGGAGGAUCAUUGAAGAUGAAAUAAAUGCCUAGGUACCACUAGUAGUAAU